AUCAUGGACACAUCCUGGCAGAUACGUAUUCGAGAUUUUGAACGAUCGCAAGAUGGUUGCGUUUAUUACAUUGUCGAGGUUCAGACUCCUGCUCAAGAGCUUGGAGGAAAGCCGGUCGCUGUGUGGUCUGUUAACCGCCGCUUCUCGGAUUUCCUCACCCUUCGCAAAGCGCUCAGAACCGCAUAUCCCCUCUCCAUUGUUCCUCCACUUCCUGGGAAAUCCGAUAUCAUAAGCACCGUUUUGCAGCGCUUUUCGCCCAAUGUAACAACACCCCCAGCUCCAUGCGGUUCUUUACCAAUGGUUGAGCAAUUGUUUUCUCCUGGACGCGUGGAUUUUGGACUGAUCGACUACAGAUGUUAUGCUCUUCAGUCUUUCCUCAGGCAUUGCCUACUUCACAGCCGCCUAUCCUGUGAUCCACUGUUGAGAAACUUCAUGAGUUGUGAUGUGGACUGGACAAGUCAUCUCACGUGUAUCCCAUAUAAUCCUCGUUCACCCACCUCGCUCCCAUCAUCUCCGACGUUGUCGAAUAGUCCCGUCUUAUCUCAUGUCGAAUGCACCUCAGACCUGGCCGCAGAUUCUUCCAAUCGGACCAUUCCGUCUUCCGAUAUCAGUUCGAGUCUAUUAGUCAGCAGGACGUCUGCCAUGAAGACUGCAUUUCGUCACAUUCGGACUUGUCAGGAAAAGCUGGCUAAAUAUUCCGGACGUGCUCACCGUUUGCACAAAGACUACGCCGAGGCCCUUUGUCAGUGGAGUUGUUACGAGAAUAAAGCAACAGCCGUUGCGGAUGCAUUACAGGUUGCAGGACACGAGUGUGACAGUUAUUCAUUUAUAAUGGAUUCUGUGUUGGAAGAAGCUGCAGAUCUCAUGGAACAAUUCAGCAUCUUGGAGAAUUACGGGACCAGCCUCACAGAAGUUCGCCAGGCUUACCGUGCCAUGCAGGAUCAGUCAGAUUCCACACACACGCGUGGCUCCGCUGCAGAAGAUACGCCCCUUGCAGCGCAGCCUGUCUCUACCUCUCCUGGGAAAGAAGUACUACUCGAGGUACUCCAAUUCGAAUCUCUCUAUCGGGACUCUUUGAAAUCCUUGUUCCAUACAUUUGCUUGUCUUCAACUACGGCGUGCAGAACGUUGUAAACGCAUCUGGGAACGCAUUUUGACUCACGUGACAAAUGCAUCCAAAAGCUUGUCUCCAGAGACAGACGAGAAUUCCACUUGAUCUCAGCCGUAUAGUCGUGAUUUAUGAGACGACAAUAAUUCCAGUAACUCGGCAGUCUGAUUUUCUCUUAUCUCAUUCCCUAUCAAUAUGCUGCGCUUUUUAUCUAAUGUUUACCUGCCGAUUUCUCUGAGAACCAGUGUCUCUCCAUAUUUUCCUUGUCUAUCGCCAA
Opisthorchis viverrini is the source of this 1384-nucleotide messenger RNA. RefSeq lists its product as hypothetical. The transcript has 5 exons. The record is from RefSeq and is a predicted model, not a curated record. Lineage: Eukaryota; Metazoa; Platyhelminthes; Trematoda; Opisthorchiida; Opisthorchiidae. Gene Ontology annotation, molecular function: phosphatidylinositol binding. The coding region runs from base 4 to 1215 and encodes 403 amino acids. Gene Ontology annotation, biological process: protein transport.